GGCCGCCGAACUAAACCGAGUUCGACAUUCCUGGUAUAAAGGAUGGGCGUCAUCUUGACCGUGAACCUCUUUGUCCAGGCCCGGCGGGGACAUCCUGCCCUCUGCUGAUCAACCUCACGCACUGCACGGUCUAGUUCCUGGUUGAUGGGAUAACACGCUUUCGGCGACUCUUAGCUCAGCACGCAGCAUCAACUUUUUAAAGAAUGGAAAUAGUGGGUUCGUAGGUCGCCAGAGAGUCAUUACGCGAGGGUAACAUUGAAACUCCGCUGUGCCGGUUGCAAGUUCUGUUCAAAGCAUGACUCUGUAGAUUCUCCUGCAGGUUUGCUCACAGUAGGCUUGCAACCAGCGCUAGCUAAGCUAGCUAACUUGCUUCGCUAGCUACACUGCGGAUCCAAAAUGACUGACUGCUGCGCCGCGGCGAAUUGUGACUACCAGCAGCCGGAGUCCGAAAACACCACUCCGCUUUUCAGCUUCCCUUUGGACCCGCAGCGCUGCAAACAAUGGCUGAGCAACUGUCGUCGUCAAGAUCUGGCAUCAGAACCUCCUGAACAGUUGCAUAAACUGUACCGACUUUGUGCAAAGCACUUUGAGUCCUCUAUGAUCUCUCACGAGAGCGCCUCCAGUUGUGUUUUAAAAGAAGAUGCUGUUCCAACAAUAUUUGACUUCACACCUGUCAACAAUCAGUCGGCCUUCAACAGGAAACGCGCUGGCGAUCCUUCUGAAGAGGAAGCUACUGUUGUGAAGAAAACAAAAGCAGAAGUCACAGAGGAGACGAAUGAAGCCUCUGGAGAGAACAGUGCAGCCAUUGAACAGCACAAAGAGAAUCUAACCCCGGAAGAUGUAGCCAGCUCCAGAGCAAAAGAGACUCUGAAAGUCUAUUUUAAGGAAAUCCUUGCACUGACUGGAUUCAGCAUCAAUGGCGCAAACCUCAAUGCUGAUGAGUCAAUCGGAGGGGCAAGAGGCCGUCAGGCUCUCAAUCGUGUAUGUCUGGAGAAAAUUGACAAAAAAGAAAUCCUGCAGUUCAGUGAAGACCUAAUGCGAGAGGAAAUCCAGAACAGCCUCAGGCAGGCCCGAUUCUUCUCCAUUCUGCUUCAGGAUGUGACGAGCAUAGAAGGCAAGGACCAGAUCCCAGUGUUCAUCAGGUCUGUCACAGUAGCUGGGUUUCCACAAAAGCACCUCAUUGGGUUCUUGCCAUGUGACAUGGAUGCAGAAAAUUUGUUUUACAUGCUCCUCUCUGAGCUGCGAAAUAAAUGGGGGCUGAGGAUGGAACAUUGCAGAGGACUCACUUAUCUGGUUACAGGGAAUAUGUGUCAGAAAAUGCGAGAUCUUACCUGCAGGAUUCUGCAGGAGUUUCCACAAGUAGUUCUGUCACCAAGUGACCCAUAUGCCUUCAACAUAUGGAUCAUUCGCUGCAUGCCUGUUUCCUCCAUCCAAAAGGCUGCAGACACUGUAGAGGAGGUGGCCUUGUUACUCAGGAGAACACCAGAGCUUUGCAAACGCUUAGAAGGUAAGAUCCAGAUGGCGUAUGGGCACGUGAAAGGGGAAGUGGACAGGAUCAAGACAGCCAUCAGUGGGAAUUGGGAAUAUGGCACUGAUGCCUUCCAGACCAUGCUAGAUAUUCUGGAGCCAUUCCUGAACUGCAUCAACGAGACCAUUUCGAAAGUAGAUGAAGAGACUGCUGAACAGAUGGCCAAGCUCAAGCCAGUUUUGAAGAAUUUCAAUUUUAUCAUCACACUUGUUGUUCUGAAGAACACCCUCUGUUGUGUGAGCAUACUUAACUCAAGUCUCAGGGGAAUAAUUAGCAUCAGCAGUACCUUGCAGUACACAAUUUCAAAUGCCUUAAAGCUGGUAAGCAAAUACCAACAGGAGCUUGCAAUAUUCCACAGGAAGUGGUUUUCAGAUGCAGUUGGCCGUGCAAAAAAGCUCGGAGUGGAGGUCAGUAAACCAGAGAUGCAUCAAGAAGACACAACUGAGACCCCACUGGAGGACUUUUACAGGGAAACUUUGAGCCGCCCCAUCUUGCAGUAUCUUGUUGCAGAGGUGAAGAGAGUGUUCAGCACAGAGAUGGUGAGGAUUCUCCGAUGGCUCUCACUAGUGCCAUCGUACAUGGCCGACCACAAUUUCAGCAUUCGGCGGGAUAAAGUGGCAGAUGCCAACUUGAACAACCUUGCUCGGCCUGACACAUUCUACGAAGAGCUUGGUUGUUGGGAAGUAAAGUGGAGGCAUGCAAGCAAGCGCAGAAUCUUACCCACCACAGUGUUUGCUACACUCAAGAUUCCAGAUAUUGGCUUUUACCCAAACGUGCAGAGCUUGCUGAGGGUGUUGGGCACUGUUCCAUGCGUAAAUGCAGAGGCAGAUGUGUAUGGCCAAUACCACAUGGUACUGGAGCGGUGCCACUCUUACCUAAGAGCCACACCAGUGGACCAAAGACAGUGCAGCAUGGCAUAUGUGUAUGUGAAUCAGGAUGUGCACUUCAGCGUCGAGCAAAUGGUGGAGUCAUAUGUUCAGAAGCAUCCAGACAUACUUAAGCUGCUGCAAAUGGAUGAUGACAAAAAAGAGAAGCCUCCACAAGUGGCAGUCCAUGGAAACCAUGCUGAAAAGGACACUGAAGAAGAACUGCAGCUCAUAAACCUAGAGAUGGAUGCCGAUAGGCUUGUGGAGAUGAAGUGUGCGGAGACGGAUAGAGAAUCUCUUAAAUCUGCUUUGCAGGCUGCGGUAACCUCUGCAUACAGCAGUCGGAGCCGGCUGCAUCGUGCUGCUCAGGAUGGUGAGGUUGAAUAUGUGACCAAGUCUGAAAUGAAAGAAGUUCUCACAGUAUGCGAAAACGCUGUGAGGGAGGGAAUUCUUUUGGAAGUAGGGAGUUCUUUCUUUUCCUUGUUCAUCGACCGUGUUGUGAAGCUGGGAGAGGACGAUUAUCUUCCACUCUUCCUUAGGUUUGUGGACAGUUUUGAUGUCAUGAGACUGGAGUUGAUGGGAUUUCUUGAGGCAGACCUUGACUGUGAUCUCAUGGUACAGCGUCUUCUGGAAAUAGUAACAGUGGAAUGGCAUCUUGAUUUGAAUAACUGCAGAGGUCAAGCAUACUUGGGCUCUGGUGACGUUUCCUACAAGCUGAAAGCCUUUGCCUGUAAAGUCCAGGAGAAGCAUCCUCUUGCUAUAAGCACACACUGCUCAUCCUACUCUUUCAACACAUGGUGGUCAAAGUCCAUCCCAGUGCCUGCUGUUAAAAGAGCCCUAGAUACCUUUGAAGAUGUGUUGAUGUUUUUCGGUAGCAGUGUCGCUUUAGAAAAACAGCUCGACCACGUAAUAGCUUAUGGUCUGAGAGAGAGCUAUGAAAAAGUCCAGGAGUUACAAGGGAAGUUCUGUACACUUUGGCAAGAGAAACACGAUUCUUAUGAGGUAUUUGUGCAGAUGCUGGAGCCCUUGGUUGAAUGUCUGGAGAAAGUCAAGAACAACCCACAGAGAUGGAAAGCCUUUGUGUCUGAACAAGCAGGAGCGCUUCUCCACAAGGUCAUGGAAUUUGAUUUCAUCAUUGCCAUGGUUGUCUUGAAGAAUGCAUCCUCUUUCACCAGAGAACUGAGUGCAGGUAUCCAGAAAGACCAGUUCAGUGCUGCUUCUCAGCUUUGCCAAAUCAGUGGGAUUGUGGCCACUCUGAACAGAGUAAAAACAAACAUGAAAGUGUUUCACCAGAACUGGUUUGAUGAGGCCUGUGCUAUAGCACAGAGCCUGCGAGUCCAGAUUGAAGUGCCUGAAAACUCAUUGCCAAGGGAUGGCAUGAUGAAGCCAGUUGGUUAUUACAAAGAUGGCUUAAGUGUGCCCCUAGUAGACAACCUAAUCAAUACUGUGAAAGAUCACUUUUCAGAAGACCACAAAGAAGCUCUCAACUUUCUCUCCCUGGUCCCAUGCUCGGUUACAGUCAGUUACAUGUUUGAGAGCUUGAAGUCAAAGCCUCCUCUCUACACCAGUGAUCUCCCUGAUGCAGACAACUUCCUCACAGAACUGUGCUGUUGGAGAGUAACUUGGAAGACCAAAGUGGCAUCUGUGACUGUUCCAAGCUCCAUUUUUCACACAUUGCGUCUGCCACUUAUGCAGUACUUUGGGAACAUCAACACACUGCUGAGGAUUAUGUCUGUGCUACCCAGCACAGCACUGGAGGAUUGUGGAGUUGUGAUGCGCCACAAGAAGUUCCAAGACUACUUGAGAAACACAAAUCCCAAAGACAGGUCCCCAUGCUUGGCAAUGCUGCAGGUGGGCACGGACUUCAAUAGAGACCUUGACCGCAUGGUGACCCAGUGUUUGAAGUUCACUCCACAAGCCUUAGAAGGGAUCUGUCUGGACAAGGAAUCCAAGAGUUUCAUCAAGAAUUCUGAAACUAAUAUGGAAGUUGAUGGUCUCAAGGAGGAAGCCGAGGAUCUCAAAAUGGAACACUCUCCGGAUAAGAUGGAGAUCCAAGACGUGAAACCAGCAGAUGAGAAUGGGCACUCAGGAGAUAAUCUACAAAGUCUGAUGACAGUUUUCAGACUGGCUGCACUUUUGGGGAAAAGAGAUUGCACUCUCUUUGACCUCCCAGAAGAAGACCGAGAGCUUUUUCUCCAGGAGCUCAGCAUGUGCCACUGGUUUGGAAAUGAAAGCAAAAACACAUCUUCUAUAAGUGAUGAUGAAAUGGUUAACCUCCUCAUAAAUGGAAUCAGAGAGGUCAUAUUGAAGGAAAUCCAGGAAUCUCCAUUCUUCUCACUCAUCACAGACAAACCUGUUAAAAUUGCAGACAAGACCCACCUACCUGUUUUUGUCAGGUAUGUCAGAGAAUCUGCCCCAAAAGUUGAGCUCAUGGGUUUCCUACCAUUUGAUGAGAACUGUCAUGUUGAUAGACAAGCAAGUAACCUUGCAAAGAUUCUCACUGAAAAUUGGGGCUUACCAAUGUCUCAGUGUCGAGGACAAGCAUUCAUGCACUUGGGCUCAGGUUAUCAAAGCCUGAAGAAAAUGUCGUUGGAUUUCCUCAAUAGCUAUCCUCUCUGUGUCGUGACACCUAGUGAGUCUUGCGGCCUUGCCCAUUGGUUGGCGGGAAGUGUGCCUUGUCCAUCAGUAGCUAAAAUGCUGGAUAUCACAGAAGAUCUGCUGCUCUUCUUUGAUGAUUCUCCUUGUCUAGAGGGACAGUUGGCACAGGCCGUUGAUGGACUUUUGAACAUGCCAAGAGAGGCCCUUGAGGAAAUCCCAGAAACAUGCUGCUCAAGAUGGAAAAAGAGAGAGGACUUCUUUGACAUACUUGCAGACACAUUCGAGGGAAUCCUUAGCUGCCUGGAUGCCGUUAGCUCUAGUGCAACAGGUGCCAAGUCAAUGCAUGCACAAGUUCUCUCUAGCGCUUUGAGAAAUAUGGAUUUCAUUGUCACCCUUGUGAUUUUGAAGAAUGCCUGUGCUCCUCUUCGUAACUGUAGCACUGUCUUCCGUUGUGGAAACCCUGCUGACAUUCUCUGUGAAGUGGACAAAAUCCCAGCGAUCAUAGAGACUCUUAACAAAAUGCUACAAAAUGUAAGCUCUGUGCACUCCACUUGGUUUGAGCAGGCCUUCCAGCUUGCAACCAAGGUUGCCCCAGAACAAGUGUGCUUCUCCGAGGAAGCUAACAACUAUGAAUCUCCCGAGAUAUAUUACAGAGAAAAUCUCAGCAUUCCCCUCCUCCAAAGUCUUAUUGAGGAAAUGAAAUACAGUUUCUCAGACAGUCACUUAAAGGCCCUAUCGGUCCUGUCAUUGCUGCCCUCCUGUAAUCCACAACCCAUACUGUCGGAGUGUACAGACAAGCCUUUCAGCCUCUACCUUACAGAUCUUCCUGAGCCCGAAGCGGCCGAGCAGGAAAUCAACACCUGGGCUGCUGUGUGGAGAGACAAGUACCAAGAUGUUGCUCCUCCCUCAUCCAUCGCGGAAACCCUAGUCCAUCCUGAGUCGAAGAGUCACCCAACUGUCACUUUACUACUUAGACUAGUUGCUGUCCUGCCUAGUGUCAGUAUAGAAUGUGACCUGAUGAAGACUACUCUGAAUUUAAUGAGGGAUCUGUUCAAAAAUACUGUGUGCAAAGGCAACAGAAUGGACCAUGUGAUGCUCCUUUCCCACUGCACGACACUACAGAGACUGCCAGAAGUUAUUGAGAAGUGUAUGGAAGCGGAUCCAGAGAGUAGGCCAUGUCUGUCCCAGGUGAUGGGAAGUCUACAAAGACUGAAGUUGGACAGAAGAGGCGUUGAAGAAACACCAUCAGCACCAUCCGAAUCGAACUGCUCCAGUGUAGCAGAGAAACCCACUGAUGGAGAGUCUAUAUCAGCAGAUAAUGAAGUCAUACUGCAGGUUGUUCCAGGACCGAGAACAGCUGUGUCUUUCUAUGAGCCUCAACUACGUGAACAAAUCCUCAAGGAACUCUGGGACUCUCAGUUCUUCACAAUUAUAACUGAGCAAACAGUUGAAAUUGAUGGUGAGCUCUAUGUGCCGUUGGGCAUCAGGUACUUAAACAAAGAGGAUGUCCAGUGUGAGGAAACACUGGCUUUCAUCCCCUUCAGUGAAGACCCAGUUGUUCUUGCAGAUGCUAUUGAAACUGCCCUAUCUGAAAAGUGGGGGCUCAACAUGGAGUUCUGUCGAGGGCAGGCCUUGCUGAGUGUUGGUGAAGUUGGAGCACAGAUGAGGGUCGUCAGUUUAGCUAUAGCAAAGAAAUAUCCACAAGCUGUGAGAACUGUCAGCUCUGCUUUGUCUCUCAACGUAUGGUUGGCUAAAUCUUCUACCACUAUAGAAGUUGCUGAUGGCGCAGUCCUCAUAGGUAAACUAUUACACUGGCUCACAGAGGAUGUAGAACGCCAGAACAAACUGGAAGACAUGAUCAUUCACGUGUUCCAGCACGAUGAAGGAAAAGGCAACGAGUUAAGGGACAAGCUUAUCAAGAACUGGGAGAAGAGCCAUGACAUGCAUGAAGUGGUGAUAGAGAUUUUAGAAGCGGUCAUGCUCUGCUUGAAUGAGCUGAAAGGGGAGGGAAGUACUUCAAAUCAGCACCAAGCAUUGCAGUUCUUUGAUUCCAUCAGAAACUUUGAGUUCCUUCUAUCAACAGUGGUGCAGAAGAACGUGUUGAGUGUGACUAAAAAGCUAAGUCAGUCUCUCCAGGGCAAACCUUUAGAUAUGUUGCUUGCUGUGAAUCACUUGCCUGAUGUCAAAGCAUCUCUCAGUAACUUGAAGAGCGACAUCGACUCCCAUCACAAGGCCUGGUUUGAGGAGGCUGUUGCCCUGGCUUCUAAACUCCACGUUAAAAUGUUGCAUUCAGUGCUUCUAGAGCCGUUGAGUGAGUUUUACAAAGAAUCAGUUAGCAUGAAAGUAGUAGAGCACUCAAUAGCAGAAAUUGAUGACCUCUUUACAGAAAAAGUAUUGGAUACAUUGAGGUGUCUGGAGGUUGUGCCUUACGCAAUGUCCAAAGUAGAAACCAGCAUUCUUAGUGGUCUUGUGUUCCGCCUGUACAAGGAGGACUUGCCAGAUCAGGCCUCCCUUCACUCUGAGAUGAAGCUGUGGAAGGAGAAAUGGUUGGAUCCUCUUGCAGGCUAUCUUCCAACUACUGUGCUUGAUACACUAAAGACAUCACAGAUUAGAAGUUUUAGUAACAUUGAGACUCUCCUCAGACUUCAGGUCAUCUUGCCAUUUUCAAGGAAGGAGAGCAAUUUCAGGCAGGGAAAAAGAAGCUUACAGGAGUUUGCUCAACAGGAAAAGAGAUCCCUCACUGAGCUACAUCCUCUGUAAGAGCUGCAGGUCUUCCGUAAUGGCUAGCAGAUUGGAGCGGUGUGUUUGCCAGUCAGCGCAAUGCCACUGUCAUACUGAAGAACUAAUGUAGUCAACCCUUACUGAGGACCCAAAUUCUGAACUCAAUAUUUCUCUGUACAUAAAUUAUCUAAAUUCUUUGAGAUUUAAUUUGGUUGUUAUCCUGCAAAGCCCUGCUUUGUUUUGUUUGGUUUUUUAUUCUGUAGUUUGUACAGUUGUACUGCCCAAUGGGACCAAUGUCUUGGGAAAACAAAUAGCAAUGCUCCAAUGACGGUUAUCAAUGCUUGUGUGCCUUGAUGCAAAACUAGUAAUUCACCCCAUCUAUCAUGAUAACACAGAUGUUUAAAAUGUCCCAUUGGCUUUUGAAACGACUCUAUUUUUGUCAUUAUCCAAAAUGACCAGACUGACUCUUGUAUCAUUAUCAUGAAUUGAUUCUAAUUAUGAAAUUGCACCCUUACCUUUCCUGGGCACAAAUAUCUUCUGAUAAUUUCCCAUAUUUCCUGUCUCUUUGCAGGAAUGACUUUGCUGUAAACGUAUCUUUGAAAGAAUGUUUCCGUAAUAGGAAAACCUUCAUAUAUAUUUGUCAGAAAAGUAAUAAAAUGCUCCAAAAAGA
Molecule: messenger RNA, 8383 nt
Organism: Mugil cephalus (flathead mullet)
Lineage: Eukaryota; Metazoa; Chordata; Actinopteri; Mugiliformes; Mugilidae
Exons: 11
Coding region: 397-7752 (2451 amino acids)
Source: RefSeq, a predicted model, not a curated record